AUGGCAUAUCAAAACUCAAUUACCUUAAACUUUUUAUUAUUGCUGCUCGUUGUAGUAGUAGUUGAUGCUGCCGAUUCUGAAGGAUGGUCUAUAAAUCCUAAGAAAACCGUUAUAAUUAGGAAUGAUAUCGCUCAACAUCCAACCCCUUUAGAUCUCACUCUUCAUUGUAAAUCAAAAAAUGAUGAUCUUGGAUUUCACACACUCGUAUUUGGAGAAACUUACUCGUUUCGAUUUAGACCAUCUUUAGUUCCAAGAAUUGCUGAGGUUUUAUACUUCUGUAGCUUUUCAUGGAAAGGAAGUCCCUAUCUUCACUAUCUUGACGUUUACAAUCAAGCCAAAGAUCACUGCAAAAUUUGUAGUUGGAAAAUAAGUAAAAAUGGUGGUUGUAAUGAUUUUAAAGGAUACGAGGUUUGUGAAGAAUGGAAUAGAAUUCGACCAAUGGAUGCAAAUAGUACUUCUAUGAAGUAA
Molecule: messenger RNA, 468 nt
Organism: Lathyrus oleraceus (garden pea)
Lineage: Eukaryota; Viridiplantae; Streptophyta; Magnoliopsida; Fabales; Fabaceae
Product: S-protein homolog 2-like
Exons: 1
Coding region: 1-468 (155 amino acids)
Source: RefSeq, a predicted model, not a curated record